GUCAUGGGUGGAUAAAAUGCAAGUCGAUCUUGUAACGUUGGCAAGAAGUGCAAGUGGGGUGGACGAGCUUGCGAAGAUUUAUACGAAAUACAGCGAUCUGUAUACGGUGGAAGCCAACAAUGCACGUGACUUGGUGGAAAUUGCAGCCAGCAAUAUUGAAAAACUACUGAGUAACAGAUCAAAAGCCCUGGUGAACCUUGCAAAAGAAGCAGAGACAUUUCAAGCAGCACAUCAGUGGAGGGAUGAGUUUGGGAAUAAUGAAAUCAUCUAUUACAAUGCAAAAGAUGAUCAGAACGAUUCUGAAAAGAAUGAGACUGAAACUGGAAGCCAGAGAAUCAGACCAGUGUUUGAAGAUGAUGCUGUUUUUGGGCGACAAAUAUCUUACCAGCAUGCAGCAGUCCACAUACCAACAGAUAUCUAUGAAGGCUCUACAAUAGUGUUAAAUGAACUCAACUGGACUGGAGCAUUGGAUGAGGUAUUCAAAAAGAACAGAGAAGAAGACCCAACUUUGUUAUGGCAGGUUUUUGGCAGUGCGACUGGCCUCGCCAGGUAUUAUCCAGCCUCCCCGUGGGUAGAUAAAAGCCGAACUCCGAACAAGAUAGAUCUAUAUGAUGUUCGCAGAAGACCAUGGUACAUCCAAGGAGCUGCAUCUCCAAAAGACAUGCUUAUUUUAGUUGAUGCGAGUGGGAGCGUUAGUGGACUAACUCUGAAGUUGAUCCGAACCUCCGUCAUUGAGAUGCUAGAAACAUUGUCAGAUGAUGAUUUCGUGAAUGUCGUUUCAUUUAACAAUAAUGCUCAGAACGUCAGUUGCUUUAAUCAUCUUGUCCAAGCUAAUGUGAGGAACAAGAAGAAACUGAAAGAGGCAGUCUACAAAAUCUCAGCUAAAGGAAUCACUGACUACAAGAAAGGCUUUAUCUAUGCUUUUCAACAGCUGCAAAAUCACAGUGGCUCUAGAGCUAAUUGCAAUAAGAUCAUUAUGUUGUUUACUGAUGGUGGUGAAGAGAGAGCACAAGAGAUUUUCAACACAUACAACAAAGACAAAAAAGUACGAGUAUUCACAUUUUCUGUUGGUCAACAUAAUUAUGACAAAGGACCCAUACAAUGGAUGGCCUGCCAAAAUAAAGGUUACUAUUAUGAAAUUCCUUCCAUUGGAGCGAUAAGAAUAAACACACAGGAAUAUUUGGACGUUUUGGGGAGACCGAUGGUUUUAGCUGGAGAUAAAGCAAAACAAGUCCAGUGGACCAAUGUGUAUUUGGAUGCGCUGGAACUGGGCCUUGUCAUUACUGGAACUCUGCCUGUCUUUAAUCGAACAGUAGACCAACAAGGGAACAAGAACCAGCUGAUUCUUGGAGUUAUGGGAGUUGAUGUCUCUUUGGAGGACAUUAAAAAACUGACACCACGGUUUACAUUGUGCCCAAAUGGUUACUAUUUUGCAAUUGACCCUAAUGGUUAUGUUUUGCUUCAUCCAGAUCUUAAACCAAAGCAUAUUGGUGUGGGCAUACCAAAAGUUAAUGUGAGAAAAAGGAGACCCAAUGUCCAGAAUCGUAAAUCUCAGGAGCCUGUUACACUGGAUUUUCUGGAUGCUGAGCUAGAAAAUGAUAUUAAGGUUGAGAUUCGGAAAAAAAUGAUAGAUGGAGAAAGUGGGGAAAGAACAUUUAAAACAUUGGUCAAGUCUCAAGAUGAGAGGUAUAUUGACAAAGGAAAUCGAACAUAUACAUGGACCGCUGUGAAUGGCACAGAUUACAGUUUAGCCUUGGUAUUACCAUCCUACAGCUUUUACUACAUUAAAGCCAAAAUAGAAGAACCAAUAACUCAGGCCAGAUAUUCAGAAACUCUAAAGAUUGAUCACUUUGAUGAAGCUGGCUAUACCUUUAUAGCACCAAGAGAAUACUGUAAUGAUGUAAAAGUAUCAGUCAACAACACUGAAUUUCUUUUAAAUUUCAAUGAGUUUAUUGAUCGAAAUACCCCAAACAGCCCUUCAUGUAAUACUGAUAUGGUCAUUAGGGUUUUGCUGGAUGCAGGAUUUACAAAUGAACUAGUCCAGAAUUAUUGGAGUAAACAAUCUCUCAAUGGAGUUGUUGCACAAUUUGUGGUUACGGAUGGUGGAAUCACUAGAGUUUACCCUAAAAGGGCAGGAGAUGAUUGGACAGAAAAUCCUGAAACUUAUGAAGUCAGUUUCUAUAAACGGAGCUUGGAUAAUGACAACUAUAUCUUCACAGCUCCAUACUACAACAAAAGUGAUGCCAGUAGCUAUGAAACAGGCAUUAUGGUGAGCAAGGCUGUGGAAAUAACCAUUGGUGGAAAACUUCUUAAACCCGCAGUUGUUGGAAUAAAAAUUGAUGCAAACAGCUGGAUGGAAAAUUUCACCAAAACCACAACCAAGAGCCUGUGCAACAGUGAACUUUGUGGCUGUGAAAGAAACAGUAUGCACCUGGAUUGUGUUGUUCUUGAUGACGGUGGAUUUCUUUUGAUGUCAAAUCAGGAUGAAUAUACCCAACAGAUUGGACGAUUCUUUGGUGAGAUUGACCCUGACCUGAUGCGAAAUCUCAUUAACAUGUCCUUAUAUGCCUUUAACAAGUCUUACGACUAUCAGUCUGUGUGUGAUCCCGAAGAAGAACCAAAGCAAGGAGCUGGUCUUCGUUCUGUAUACGUGCCUACAGUAGCAGAUAUUUUGCAUGUCGGAUGGUGGGCCUCUGCAGCCGCCUGGUCUAUCUUGCAACAGCUGUUUUUGGGUCUGACUUUUCCACGUUUCCUCGAGGCAGCGGAAUCAGAUGAUGACGAUUACGCUACUAUCCUAUCCAAACAGAGCUGCAUUACUGAACAAACUCAGUAUUUCUUUGAAAAUGAUGAUAAAUCCUUUGGUGGGAUUGUAGACUGUAUAAACUGUUCCAGACUUUAUCAUGCAGAAAAGCUUUCACACACCAAUCUAGUAUUUAUAAUUAGUGACAGCCAACGGAUGUGCCGCUCCUGUGACCCAAAGCCAUUGUUGCAAGCAGAAAAGCCGGAUGAAGGGCCAAAUCCUUGUGAAAUGGUGAAGCAGCCCAGAUACAGAAAGGGGCCUGAUGUCUGCUUUGAUAACGAUAAGGGGGAUCAGCCUAUAUGCACAACGAGUCGUGCCUCUGCCAUGAUGUCCGCUCCUAUCUUCAUUUUUCUGCAAGUUUUCAUAUGGUGUGGAUGGAAGAUUCGUCAGACUGUGGUGGGGUCUCUGGACUGAGCCCAUCACUCUGGUCUCUGAUAGGAAUCCAGUUUGUCCUGCUUUGGCUGUUAUCUGGCAGCAGACAUUGCCAGUUAUGACCCUGUGAAACCAAAAUCUGCAUAACUAAUCAAGACCCUGCCAAAACGUUUGCCCUCUGUUUCGUUGUCAAAGGGUCAGCUAUUCAGGCAGCAGAAGAACAGCAAUGCCCAUAACUUGGUAUCAGUCUAUGUGAAAGGUUCAUAAAGGCACCCACAGUGGCUGCAUGUUGGAGUGUCAGAUCGUUAAACAUGUGUGAAUGCUGCAUCAUCUCUGCCAUCAGAACAGAAUUCUAUAUGUGCUUUAUUGAGGAAUCUAAGAUUUUUGUGUUCAUUGUUGUAUCGUUGAUGACUUCAUGUAAAAGGGCUCCUCUUAAAAUAGUGUAUGUAUAUGAUUUCCAUUUAUUUUGAUCUUAGCAUUGAAUUUGUUGCAAAUCCUAUAUGCUUUUACAUGAACACUUGUGAAAUCACAUUUCUUUAACCCUCCUCUUUUAUUGUAUUAAUACCAUUACAGCUGCUUUGAACAUCAGUUGUGUCCAGAAUAUAAAUAGUUGGCAGACUUCAGUUUGUACAAAACAGCUUAGUGAAUUGAAAAUAUUGGCUAGUCUUCUCCAGAAGUUCACCAUGACUGAAAUGCCUUACAAUGAGUGGUUUAUUCUGCCAAAAUUAAUCAAAACAGGUGGCUAGCUAAGUUUUGGUAGGUUCAUAAACUGUUGGUUUUAAAAUAAAAUAAAACAAAGCAAGAAAGAAGCUAAUGAAUUUUGAAAUAUAAAGGUGUUUGCCAGUUUGAUAUUUUAUCUAACCGAGUGAUUUUCCUCCUGAACUCAGUGUCAUGUCCCUUUCAGAAAGCUGUUAACUUCCAUGUAACGAUCAGUACUCUCUUCGCAGCGCAGUUACGUAAUGCUAGCCAAAUCCUUCAAAAUGC
Messenger RNA from Gopherus flavomarginatus (Mexican gopher tortoise), 4156 nucleotides. RefSeq names its product calcium voltage-gated channel auxiliary subunit alpha2delta 1 (gene CACNA2D1). NCBI's taxonomy places the organism in Eukaryota, Metazoa, Chordata, Testudines, Testudinidae. The coding region runs from base 17 to 3214 and encodes 1065 amino acids. The transcript is spliced from 39 exons. Gene Ontology annotation, cellular component: L-type voltage-gated calcium channel complex. The record is from RefSeq and is a predicted model, not a curated record. Gene Ontology annotation, molecular function: voltage-gated calcium channel activity.